ACAAAGUGAACCCCCUCUACUUUGAAGUGUGGUUGGUCUUCAUUUUGUUAUCAUUAAGUUCUUGCAAAUCAAGAAAAGAAGAAGAAGAAGGAAAUGGCAUCCAUUUCUGCUUCCAUUUCUACUGCCUCACCAUCUUUCUCUUUGUUGCAAAAGUCUUCUGUUACUACCCAUGGUUCACCAAUUCUUGGGUUACCAUCAAUGAGCAAAAUGGGCAAAGUGAGGUGCUCUAUGGAAGGUAAGCCCGCUGUCACAUCCGAGGAUGUGGCACCAAAGAUGAGGAUGGGUGCACCCUCAUUGAUGGCUGCAGCAAUGGCUGCAACCAUGUCGAGCCCAGCCGCCAUGGCUCUAGUCGACGAGAGAAUGAGCACAGAAGGAACUGGGCUACCAUUUGGUCUAAGCAACAACCUUCUCGGAUGGAUCCUUUUUGGUGUCUUUGGUUUGAUCUGGACCCUUUACUUUGUCUACGUUGGUGGCCUUGAAGAGGAUGAGGAGUCCGGUUUAUCACUUUAAAUUUUCGUAUGUAAAAAGACAAUGUGACAAUUGUGAUGGACUUAUGUGUAAUAUUAUUCAUGUAUCAUUUGUACUUUGAUUCUGGAGUAUCUGUAUUAUGAGAAUUGCACUUUUGUCCCUCUAGAAUUGAAUCUUGACAUAUUUCCUGCAA
This is a messenger RNA of Erigeron canadensis, 661 nucleotides long. Its product is annotated as photosystem II reaction center W protein, chloroplastic-like. The record is from RefSeq and is a predicted model, not a curated record. Gene Ontology annotation, biological process: photosynthesis. Gene Ontology annotation, cellular component: photosystem II; chloroplast. The transcript is spliced from 2 exons. Lineage: Eukaryota; Viridiplantae; Streptophyta; Magnoliopsida; Asterales; Asteraceae. Bases 94 to 510 code for a protein of 138 amino acids.